AUGGACGACAACAGGGGCCAUAGGAGGCAGGAUGAACCGCCGGUCUACCCUGCUUCCAGUUCACGACAGCACCAACCGCUGCAUGGCCCGUCUCAGCAUCGCGCGCACUCCUUUGCGGGCGCUCAGGGAGGAAGGUUUAGGCCUGCGCCUAUCGCCACAUCAGCGCCUGGGACGACGCGGGGAAUUGGAGGGUCGACCGGCUACAGUACCUACUACUCGGAGCACCCGGCCGCGAGCUUCUCGACAACGGCAUUGCCGCAGGGUGCGAUGGGAUAUCACUCUACAGCAGACUAUGGGCAAGCGGACUCGCGACAGCAGCAAAGCUUUGGCGGGACGUAUCCUCCGACAAUGAUGUAUAACGUGCAGCAAACGGGAGGGCCACAGGCCACUUCCGUGUACGAUGCGAGCCCCCAGUACCCGUCCCGGCAGGCUGCAGCAUUGCCGAUGAUGGCGACGGAUGUCACGGGCCCUUACUUCCCGAGCGAGCCAACCAAUGCGGCCGGGCCAUCCGCGUUGCAGGCGCAAGCAGCGUCUUCCAGCACGGCGCAGGUAUAUCAGCAGCCCGGCUUGCAUGGAUACUCUACAGGCAGCAUGGCCACUAUGGGAGGCAUGGCGACCUCACAGACCACACCCACACCCGACGUGAGGAUGGAUGAAGAGUAUCCUACCACGGCGGGUCUCGACGAAGCGUAUACCUCAUACCAGACGGCUCUGAAGGAGAUAUUCCAAAACAUACGAAAUGGAGUGCUGGCGGACGCCAGCGAGUCGCUCCUGGGCGUCUCGGAUUGGCUCCUGAACCAUGUUGUAGAGCUCGGCCUUACCUCUGACGAUCAGAACCUGCAUGAGGAGAGGAUCAAGCUGUGGAACGACUUCAACCAUGCCUGGCUGGCCAUAUUUCAACGCCAAAAGGAGAUGAUGGAGUCAGGGCAGCAGUUGCAACGUACGCAGACCCUUAUCCCGCACGAAGGUCUCAAGAAGAUGGGUAAGAGCCUGGUGAGGUACUGCGAUAAUAUCGAACGGCACGGGCUCGUCGAUUACCAGUACGGGGUGUGGGAAGAACAGAUCGUCGACAUCCUCGGAGAGUGCCUUACUCUCUACGAGUCUGCCAUUCAACCAACCGGAGAUGGUGGCGAAGGGAUUCCUGACGAGCAGCGUCGCUGA
Molecule: messenger RNA, 1161 nt
Organism: Chaetomium strumarium
Lineage: Eukaryota; Fungi; Ascomycota; Sordariomycetes; Sordariales; Chaetomiaceae
Exons: 3
Coding region: 1-1161 (386 amino acids)
Source: RefSeq, a predicted model, not a curated record